Messenger RNA from Loa loa (African eye worm), 2049 nucleotides. RefSeq names its product ubiquitin interaction domain-containing protein family protein. Bases 1 to 2049 code for a protein of 682 amino acids. Lineage: Eukaryota; Metazoa; Nematoda; Chromadorea; Rhabditida; Onchocercidae. Gene Ontology annotation, molecular function: protein binding. The record is from RefSeq and is a predicted model, not a curated record. Gene Ontology annotation, cellular component: cytoplasm. The transcript has 15 exons.
AUGGAUCAAUACACUUUGGGUGCACGCGGAGGCGAUCUUACGCUGCGCAUAUGUAACUCGCAUGCUUCAAAUUACCGCCUCUCGCUAAUGGCAUGUCCCGCUAUGAAAAAUGUUUCUCACGGGCUACUCAUUUACUUAUCAUUGUUGCCUGUUGCGUGUGACAAGCAUUGUGUCCGGUUACGGGAGUUUAUGAUGACAGAUGAGAAAGGACUGAGACGAGAAUACCCGCUGCAUUGGGCUGUUUUCCGGAAUGAUUAUGAGAAUUUGAUGAUAUUGCUGGAAGAAGAGCAUGCGGGUGAGAUCGUUAACAAGCUCGAUGUGAGAGGUCGCACACCUUUGAUGUUAGCCAUUACCCUUGGCCAUUAUGAAUGUGCUCGAGCUCUGCUGGAAAAAGGAGCCAAUGCUGCUAUUCAAAAUGCAGAUAUGUGGUCGCCUAGUCAUGAAGCUAUUUGUGCCGGAAAUAGUGAUCUUUUACGGUUAAUUAUCCAGCAUCGAGAUUACCAACGAGCUUUGCAGACAAGUUGUGCAAUGGAACGUUUACUCACUCUGUUAAAGAAAACAGGCGACUUUUAUGUAGAAAUGGGUUGGGAAUUUACUAGUUGGCUACCAUUUGUUAGCAAAAUGUGUCCUUCCGAUACUUAUAAGAUUUAUAAGCGAGGUUCAAAUGUUCGCAUUGACACAACAUUGGUUGGUUUUGAUAUAACAUCAAAUUGGAAACGCGGCAAUCAGUCCUUCAUAUUUCGUUUUACCGAUAAUCAUCAAGCUCAGUUAAUUGUCUUAGAACAUGACAGUAAAACGGCUACUAUUCAUACCAUGGACUCACAAUCCAGCAUUGAUCUCAGAGAUUUUAUUCCACCUGAAGAAGCUGUUUACUCGCGGAUGACAUCACCUGUCGACACUACUUUUAUUGAUAUAGAGAAAAUCGGAUUUGAACGAUCAAAAGGUGGCGGUCUUUUCUCUUGGUUAACUUCAUCAGAUCGUGUAGAAGAAGUGGCUGGGUAUGAAUGUAAGGUCUUUAAUGCGAGUAAUGUUGACAUAGUGACAAAGACACGCACGGAGCAUUUGCUGGAAGGAGAUAAGGAAAGAUUCCGACACGAAGAGCAUGAAAAUCCUUUGUACAGAGUAUUGAAAUUGGCUGAAAAACAUCAGAAAUGCACCAGCGAAAUGAGACAAACGGGGAGUGAUGUGUAUUGCGGUCUAACAGCGCAACAGUAUUUGGAUAAGAAUUAUUCUAUGAAUAAUCGUGACAUCGGAUUACCAAAACAGGUGACGAAGAAGACCAGUUCGUUUAAAGCUACUUUAUGGCUUUGUGACCAUUACCCACUCGAUUUGCAGGAUCAAGUAUUACCAGUUAUUGAUCUAAUGGCUGUAAACAAUGUCCAUUUCGCUCGGCUGAAGAAUUUCAUCCAACUGCAGUUGCCAGCUGGUUUUCCUGUAAAAAUUGAAAUUCCGCUAUUUCAUGUUGUUAGUGCACGAAUCACUUUUUCGGCAGUAAAUAUACCAGGACCUUAUCUUUCUUACAAUGUUUCAUCAAACGAGGUGGAAUUCGAUCCGACGAUUUUCGAAAUCCCCAAGUAUUACCGUUCUCUGAAUAACGGUGAUUAUGGCCUGUGCAUAAACGGAAACACAACCGUCCGCGAAAUAAGUUCUAACGGAAAUCUUGCAUCAAGAAGAUACGUAUCGGAAGAUGAACUCUAUCUACAGUUUGCACUGGAGCAAAGUAUGCGCGAAGCAGCAGGCCCACCAACAGCAAGUGCUAAUGCCUGUAUCGCAGCAUCCGUGGGCGCUGUCUCAGAUUGGCAUGGAGACACAGAUUUAGCAUAUGCUAUAGACGAAAGUAUACGUACUCUUCGCCUGGAACAGUUGAUGAGGGAAGGUACUACAACUAUCGAUGAUACCACUGCCACAAAGCGACAGACUUUUAUGGAUGAUGAUAUUCAGCUUGCAAUAAGGCUAUCGAAAAAAGACGAAGAAGAAAGGCUGAAAGCAUGCGAAGAGCAAGAGGAAGAAUUAGAACGUAUCAUAAAACUAUCUCUCAUCGAGAAAUGA